Messenger RNA from Leishmania braziliensis MHOM/BR/75/M2904, 2820 nucleotides. RefSeq lists its product as hypothetical. NCBI's taxonomy places the organism in Eukaryota, Euglenozoa, Kinetoplastea, Trypanosomatida, Trypanosomatidae. The transcript has a single exon. Gene Ontology annotation, cellular component: cytoplasm. The record is from RefSeq and is a predicted model, not a curated record. The coding region runs from base 1 to 2820 and encodes 939 amino acids.
AUGAAGACGUUUGGCAGCACCAAGACAACGCUUACAAGCGACCCCCGAGACCUUACCGAAAUUCCGUCUCUCUUUCAAACUUUUGGGGAUCAAGACGCCAGCAGCGGCGAGGAUGACGAUAGUGGGGUACUAGUGGACACCCAUCGUGCCGGAUACGGUGGGCGGAGUGCCGUCACGGCCGCGUCGAGCCGAGACCUGGAUGCCACCUCAGCCUUCAGCUACGCCCAACGCAGUGACCACAUUGCUAGAUCCUCCUCCUCUUUGGUGGGUCACGCGGGUCAGGGGUCGCUGAGUUCGAGGCGCUCUCUCCACUCCCUCAACCACAGCUCGCACAACCCUUACAUAUUGCUCGAGAGCAGCGACGUCAAUCACUCAGAGCAGGAGUCAUUGAUCAUAGAGAACUCUUCUAAAGCUGUGCGACGGCGCCACAGCAGCUACAGCAACAACACGUCGCAGAAUGCCCUUAUGUUCGAGUUCACCUCCGCCUCCACCUCGACCUUCACCCCCGCCGACGUUGGUUCGAGUAAGCUCUUUGACAGUGGAAUGGUUCGCCGCCGCCCAAGUCAGCAGCUACAACAGCAGUCAGUUGAUGCACCGUCGACGGGGUUUUGGAGUGAUGGCAACCGAAUGAAAUUGUCUACCACUGAUGCUCGCCCUAUCUCUAUGACGACAGUGGGCACCCUUACCUGCAGCGACAAGGCCCAGAACUUCAACGUCAACGUGAAGCAGCGCGUACGACCUAGCGCCAACUCGACCAACUGCUCCCUCAACACGUCCAACUCGACUGUGCCAGUGGUCCAACCAGUGUCUUCUGCUCCGGGCAGCACUCCAGCGGUGGCUCACAUCUCUAGCAUCGCCGAAACGAUCCCCACACCCUUGCUUGGAUCCACCUCCAAUGCGUCACGCUUCGUCGCGAGCGACAGCUCGACCUUGGAGAAUCACAGCUCGUCUGGACCCUCAUCGCAACAGCUCGACCGACACUGCAUUGCCGUGACAGCGAAGGUCGCCAACGCGGUGGGCGGCGCCGAGAUGGAGAUCCAGAAGAGGAGCGGAGCUGAAACGGGCACCUACCCACAGCCUCACAGCCUUUCAAAGCCCCUGCACUACCAGUAUCCACCGCAGCAGCAGCGACAGCAACACCCGCAACAGCAGCAGUACGGCUAUGCUGAGCAGGCCCGACCUUAUCCACUGCAGCAGCAGCAGCAGCAGCCUUACAUUUACAGUGGCUGCCCGAGUCAACAUUACCCCUUUAUUUCUUCUCAGCCGGCCUAUUACGCGCAGGUGUCCGCAUCGCCCCAGCAGCAGCAGCAGCAGCAGCAGUGCUACUCCCCGCCGGUACCCAACAGCAAGAUGACCGCGCACCAAGGCUCGACUGGCUGCACCCCUGUUCAGGUUUACGGAGAAGUACCUUACACAUCGAUCCCGCAACCUGCACAAGCCCCCUACAUGGGCGAUGCCAGGACGAUGAUGAGCACGUAUGGCUAUCUGAGCAUACCCCCAAUUGCGCGUUACACUGGUACAGUCCUUGGCAGCUUGCCUGAUGUGCAGAGUGCUGCACCGCGGCAAGGUGCUGGCAGUGCUAAGGUGCGAGUUCAGCACCCCCCGCCGCUGGCCGAAACCGCCGAUCCUACCCCAGUCACCGCCGCCUCUGCUCACAACAAACCCACGAAAGUCAAAACGCAGCACGCGGACCCCGUACAGCUGCGCCAUGAGAAUGCAAAGAGGGCCGUCAUCCCAACCUCCAAGGUAGGCUCGUAUUCCAUGCCGACCGUGGCCCAAACGACCGCGGUGAAAAGGCCGACCAACUCGUCCUCAAAAAAGCUCGGCAAGAAGCAAGACGAGGCUCGCUUUCACGUGAACUAUGACGAGCCAAUUCGUUUUUUUGUGGUCGUGAAGCGCAAAAGAGAGGGCCAGCGGUAUGCUUGCCCCCUCUCCGCUGAGGAGGUGCCGGUGGGCAGCUACGUGCUCGUGGAAGGAGACCGUGGUGCCGACAUCGGCGAGGUGCUCAGUCACGUAUCGAUUGAACAGAUGGCUCGUGACUGCGCCAUCGUGGAGCGACUGCGACAGCGGGCGAUGGAGCGCAUGCUGGAGUGCAAGACAAGCAUCCUCAGAAACACUAAUGACGACGCUGACAGAGUCAAUAUUGACCAGAGCGAUUUGCCGCAGCUGACGGGAGAAGCCGCUCUGGAAUAUGUUAUGUCUAUCAAGACAUGGCCGCGGCUGAUUGGGCCAACUACGGCGGAGGACAUUGCGAAUCUGGGGCCGCAGCUGGAGGCCGAGAAGCAAGCCUACGCCACUGCCAAGCCGAUCGUACAGCAGCUCAUCGAAAACCGCUACCUGCAGCGCGUCGCGCGCAAUGAGGCAGUGCUGGCGGCAAUGGCCGCAGUGACAGAGGCGUCGAAGACAAGCGACGCAGUGACUGCUGUACCCGUGGAGCCGGCAGAGCAGAGUGCCGAUAGCGCCUCCACAGACAACAGCGAGCGGCGUCGCAACCUGACGCCCCUGUCGGAGGAGGAGCUGAAGAUGCUCGAGUUGAGCCGGGAGGUCACGCUGGUCGACUGCGAGUAUCAAUUCACGCGCGAGAAAAUCACACUGUACGUCAGCCGCCCGUCUCGCAACAUGUUCGUAGACUUCCGCGUCAUGCAGCGCAAACUCUUCCGCACCUUCCGCUGCCGAAUCUGGAUCGCCUACAUCGACGAGGUGACGCACGACAAGGACGCACCGGAGUCGUUUGUCUUUGUGCCCUUUCCCUCCAUGUCCGCCGCUGCCGCUGCCGCGCCAACGGACGGAGAGACUGACGAAGCCAAUGAUGUGGUGUGA